Messenger RNA from Pelagomonas calceolata, 1555 nucleotides. The record is from the annotation of a GenBank genome assembly. NCBI's taxonomy places the organism in Eukaryota, Pelagophyceae, Pelagomonadales, Pelagomonadaceae.
AUGCGCGCACAACUACUCCUCGUGGCGAGCACAUUAGCCCUCCAGAAGGUCCCCCUGCAGCGCCAGGCCACGACGCGACGACGCCUCAGUGUAGGCGGCCGGACGGACCUCAAGACCUGCGACGACAACGUCUUCUACGCGGAGGCGUCGCUCGGGACGCCGCCGCAAACUUUCCAACUAUUAAUCGACACGGGCUCCAUCGGGGGAUUGGGUAUUGGGCGAUCCGUUCCUGCGGGCUUUUUAUUUGGCGUUGGACUUCGACGAGGAUCGCGUGGGCGUGGCGCCGUCGUUUCCGCUCGGCUCUCAUCCGGCGCGCAUCGUGCGGGCGUCCGAGGGCGCGCCGGCCGACGAGGCCGAGGACGCGACGUGCCGCGACGACCCGGCCUUCUUCUACGGCGGCGACGAGGACAACGACUGCGCGCACGUCGCCGCCAAGCCCUCGCGGUGCGACGACUCGGACAAUAACGAUGGAGAGCGCACGGCGCGGGAGGCCUGCGCGAAGACGUGCGGCACAUGCCCGACGCCGGGGCCGACGGCGUCGGAGGAGGCGUGCGCGGACGACGCUUCCUGGUACUACGAUAACGACGAAGAUCGGGAUUGUGAACAUGUCGCGGCGAACGCGCAAAGUCGGUGCGACGCCGAUAAUACUAACGACGAGGGCGUCACGGCGUUGGAGGCCUGCCGCGUGACGUGCGGCGCGUGCCCCGCCGCGACGCCCGCGACCGAGGGCCCGACGCCCGAAGCGAAGGAGCCAACGCCGGCGCCGACGGCGGCCCCGUCCACGACCGUGGUCACGGAGGCUCCGACGGGCGCCUGCCAAGACUCGGCAACCUGGUUCUAUAGUGGAGAUGAAUGGAAGACGUGCGCGUACGUUGGCCAGGAGCUCAAGCGCUGCAAGGAAUCGAACGUCGACGACGAUGGUAUAUCAGCAUUGGAGGCCUGCCCCGUGACCUGUGACACGUGCGAUGCGGCGCCUUCACAAAAGCCGACGGCGGCACCCGUUCUACCAGUGACUGGUGAUGAUCAAUUUGACGACGACGACGAGCCGACGCAGAGCCCCGUGGCCAAUUGCGCCGACUCCCUCGAGUGGUACAUGUACAUCGGGAACGAGCUGCAGACGUGCGGCGCCGUCGCUGGUAAUCCAGAUCUUUGCAAGGUCGGCGAUACGGCGGAGAACUGCCGGAAGUCGUGUGGUACCUGUGGCGUGUUCGUGGAGACGCCGCGGCCCUCGACAAAACCGUCGCCGGCGCCCACGGAGGACUUCGAGGCCUCCGGCCGCGACCGCUCCGUGUCGGCGCGGGGGCUCCCGGCGAUGGGCUGGCUCCUCGUCUUCGUCGUCGUCGGUUUGGUCGCCGCGGCGGUCAUGUGUCUCGUCUGUCGGAAAAGACGGUCUUCUGCGCGACUCAACUCCGAGGACAACUGGCAGGCGCAGUGGUCGCAGGUCUCGAGCACGACGCCGGCCGGGGGCGCCGUCGAGCUCCACCAGGUGGGUGUGCGGAACCCGAUGGCCGAUCAUCGCGAGAAGGGGUUCUCGGACGUGAACCUGGGCGUGUAG